Messenger RNA from Arctia plantaginis, 2550 nucleotides. NCBI's taxonomy places the organism in Eukaryota, Metazoa, Arthropoda, Insecta, Lepidoptera, Erebidae. The record is from the annotation of a GenBank genome assembly.
AUGGACCGCAUGUUGGGUUCUAACAAGGAUACGGAGUCGAUAUACGAAAUAUAUCGAGCAUGUCGACUUUGUGGUGGUGGAGCAGGCUACAAAAUGCCGAUCAUUCAAAACAUUGUCGAUUUGGAUGGAUCUGAGGUGGAACUCAAACAAAAAAUACGCGAUUGCGUCCAAAUAGAGGUACAUCAAGAUGAUAAGAUGCCUCCAUUGAUAUGUGAGCUAUGUGUAGACAAAGUCAACGAUUUCUACGAGUUCCUGGACAUGUGCCGUCAGACAAACAAACGGACAAGACUGAGGCUCGGUCUGCCUCCUCAAUCCAUGCCCAGAGGAGCUCCCGACGCUGGUGACUGCAUCCUGGGUGUGACUGAGCCAAUUUUUGGGAACGAGGAUUCCGAUGGUGAGCCAUUGUCCAAACACAAGAAGGUGAAAGUUAAAAGAGAGCCCGUGGUACGCAUAAAGCUAGAAAACUUAGAAACAGAAGAGCGCAGAUUACGUCAUAAAAACUCGGAAGAGCCAGAACGUAGGCAUCGUCACGGAAACUCGGAGGACCAAGAACGUUCUACACGUCACAAUAGACUAGACUCAAAUUUGCGUGUCACACGACACAGCAGGAGUAGAGAUGAAGACAUCACCCUCAGCAGUCUGAAGGAUAAGACCAUACCAUCAAGAACUCCAAAAUCUAUUUUGAAGAAGGAUAGUAAUUCAAAGACGGAUAAACAACCGGUGACAGGUUGUUUGAAACGUUUGCGGGAUAAAGAUUCUAUCCAAUCGGAGAAUCCAUCGAAAAAGGUCAAACUCAACAUAAAAACACCAACACCACCAAAAAAGCUUUCACCGAAGUCAUCACCACGCCUUCAACCCAAGUCCAAACCGACCAGGACUUUGAGGUCUCCGGUCGUUUCGCUGCCCAAGAGUUCUCCAUCUCCCGCCAAGGAGAUGUACCCUUGCGACAUAUGUGGGUACAGCAGCAAGACUACGCAAGCGCGAGCCAGCCACCUGAGGUCGCACACCGUCGGGUUUACCAACACCAGACUCGCGUGCAAUCCUUGUGGUGAUUGGUUCCCAACAACAGAAGAGCUCGCCACGCACCAGAAGAGACACAAGUCCAGAAGUUUACCGUACAACUGCAGAAUUUGUGAUACCGACUUCAAAAAGUUAUCCGAUUAUGAUAAUCACUUUGAAGAGUACGAAUGCAUACCGUUUGUCGAAGUACCGGACGUGAAGUGUGAUGUUUGUUGGCACCUUUUCCCUACAAACAAUCUUUUGGAAGGUCACAAAUGCCUCGGAGAAGACAACAGGCCUGGUGGUGAUGUGAUCAUCAACAAGGAACUCCUCAGCAAGCUGAAACCCAUCCAAGUCAGGAUAUCACGCUGCGACCCUCUACUUGCAAAUGUCAAGCAAGAACACUAUGACGUCUCCUGUGUUUCAGAUGAAUACGGCCUGGAUGAGAAUUGUUACUACCCUUACAUAUCAGGGCUCCGCAUCAAGUCAGAGUUCCGAGGGAUGGUGGACAUCCAUGAUGAAAUAAAGAAAGAAUUCUGUUCAGAAGACUAUGUGCACUGGGACUCGGACGAUAGUGACUCUGAUGAUGAAAUCACUUGUAAUGUGGCUCUCAAUCCGUGUGAUAAGAAGAAGAGAGUUCCAUCUCUAGCUGCUUUAACUCUUAAAACAAUAUUCUCCUACAGAUUUUUAGGGAAAGUGCCAAGAAAAAGGAGAAAAGUGAAACCAGAGAGAGUGUUUGAUUCAAUUUUAACUGAUCAGGACGAGGUAAGGAUGGACAUAAGUAGUAUAAUUGAUAAUUUGGGUGAUGAUGAUAUUGACAAAAAUAAUGGAAAUGAUGAUGAUGAUAAAGUGGAUAAUGAUAGAAGUCAAGAUGAUUGUGGUAACAAAUGUUUAAAUCUAGAUGAUAGUGAUAUGAUUAAGGAAAGUGUAGUCAAUAAUGGUGUUAAUGAUAGUGAUCAUAAUGAUAAAACAGAUACCGUCAGUUCUAUUGACGAUUCUGCUACUGUUAAUGAUGUUAUAGUUGAUUUAAAUGUAAAUAAUGAAAUUAAUUUGACUAAAGAUAACAUUUCACUAGACUCAACAGACACAAAAAAGAAUUUUAACGAAAAUAAUGAUAAUAGAACGGAAAAUUCGGAAAGUAACGAUAAUUGUACUAAUGAUUCAUUAGAGAAGGAAGAGAAACUUUUAGAAAUUAAGUCGUUUGAUUCUGAAUUAUUAGAAAGCAAUUCAACAAUGGAUGGAAAUGAUCUUGACUCAAAGUCAUCUAUCACUAAUUAUACCGAUAAUAGUAAUUUAGAAUCGAAUGUCAACAAUAAUCAUCAAAAUAAUGAUUCAGACCGAAUCAGUAAUAAUGAUAAUGAUUCAAUAGACGAUGCGAUGUUAACAGAUGAACUUGAUAAGAGAAGUACUGAAUCUAAUAUUAACAAUAGUCUUAAUGAUAAUGAUAAUUCUACCAAUAAGGUAAUUAAUGAUUUAGACGACUUAAUAAACAAUAGUACGGAAAUUAAAGUCGGUUUGAGUAACAUAGAUGAUUUUAAUUUCGACAGUUAG